This is a messenger RNA of Neohortaea acidophila, 856 nucleotides long. RefSeq lists its product as uncharacterized. NCBI's taxonomy places the organism in Eukaryota, Fungi, Ascomycota, Dothideomycetes, Mycosphaerellales, Teratosphaeriaceae. Bases 93 to 653 code for a protein of 186 amino acids. The transcript has a single exon. The record is from RefSeq and is a predicted model, not a curated record.
CGGGUGCGGUGAAACCUUAACUCCAUUCGCCUCCAGCUUGGGCCCUGCGAUCGCCAGCGUCCAAACGGACAACACCGUUAGCGCAAGCAGAUAUGCCCCGGGCCCCCGAAGGCCCCGUCGGCGGUGCACAUCAUCUGCUCCACGCCCCGAAUCAGCAGCGGAUGCUCACUUCCGUUGAUGAUGGACACUGCACGCCCACCGCUGCGCAUCAACGGCCCCCGGGAGCCCCCAAGCAAUCGAAUGGACGUCGCAGCCUCCAAGCCCCCAAAGAUCGCCCGGCUAGCUGCCGCCGCCGCCGCCCAUCGACGUGGGUCCCGCUCCAGCCAUUGGUGCGACUGGGCGCGCAUAACACUCGCGACUCGUUUGCCUUUGCCUCUGCUCACUCUUUCCCGCAAAAUAAGCGCCAUCGGGGCCCGUUAGGGCCAUCAGACGAUGGGUUGCUGACUCUCUUGGCUUUUGCAAGUAAGCUGCAAAGACUCCCAGCAUACUCACGCGAGAGAAGAAGGAAGCAGCAUGUCAGGUUGCUAGGUGUUCCGUGGGCUGACCUCGUAUUCAUCCCCUCCCCAGCCCUAGUGAAAGCAAUGGAAACACCAACUCCGCAGCAGAGUGCGCCAUCUCAGCCUGCCGGUGCCACUGUGCCGGGCCAUCUGUAGUUGGCAAAGAGGCCUCCAAAGAAGCAGACGGUAACACGUACCAAACUUCACCUCUCUCCCCACCCUCGCACAGCAGCCAUCACACAUGUAACGCACGUACUAUUCAAAGAAGAACAACCAGCAGUGUCACCACCAGCCACCGGGCGUCAAGACACGGUGAUCGAGCUUGGGAUCAAGUCCGCAUUUGAUCGAAUUCCUGCACU